Plutella xylostella (diamondback moth) is the source of this 989-nucleotide messenger RNA. Lineage: Eukaryota; Metazoa; Arthropoda; Insecta; Lepidoptera; Plutellidae. The record is from RefSeq and is a predicted model, not a curated record.
AAAUGUCUAUAGAUAAAAAUAACAAUUAAUUUUUGAUAAACUUUACUGUACCACUCUUAGUGUAGUCUUUGAAAAUGGAGGUCCUUGUGCUACUGCCAUGGCUAUUUGUUAUUGUAACCGCUCAGGAUACAUUAUACAGCGUGGAUCAACUAUUACAAAGAGGAAUCAGCAGUGGCGACGGAGUUUCUACAUAUGCAGUGGAUGGCGAUGACGGCGCGAUCCAAUCCAACGAGGGCCUGAAUGCGAACCUUGAGGAACAACAGCAAAAAAAACUGCAAAACCUUGGAUCUAUGUUUUUACGGAUGGCACAAGCAGCAGGAUUACGGGAAAAUAAAAUAAAACGCCCCCCUUAUCCCCCCACGAAUCCGGAUACAUUAUACAGCGUGGAUCAACUAUUACAAAGAGGAAUCAGCAGUGGCGACGGAGUUUCUACAUAUGCAGUGGAUGGCGAUGACGGCGCGAUCCAAUCCAACGAUGGCCUGAAUGCGAACCUUGAGGAACAACAGCAAAAAAAACUGCAAAACCUUGGAACUAUGUUUUUACGGAUGGCACAAGCAGCAGGAUUACGGGAAAAUAAAAUAAAACGCCCCCCUUAUCCCCCCACGAAUCCGCAUGGCGGUCCAGUGCAGAUGUACACGGUGUCCGGGGGACCGCUGCUGCCGGGACAACUCAUCGUGUCCGACUUCGACACUAGAAGGGGGGAAGAGGUCGACGUCGACACUAGAAGCGGGGGAGAGGUCGACUUUGAUCCUAGAAGGGCGAUAAUGAAUGCUUCUGGGCCGACUGAAAAGCCUAAACGCGAGCCCUAUAUGAAGUUAAAAUUGCAAGGAUACGUUUACAGAAUGCAAGGAUAAGAUAAGUCAAUAAAAAUGCGAUAAUUCAAAACUCCUAUAUAAGUUAAAAUUUCCUCAAAGUAACAUUAAAACUCCAAACCCCAAUUUGUGUUAAGUAGGUAUUUUAAUUUUUAAUAAUAUUGUUAACAAUCUAUA